AUGGCAGCCCAACUCUUCAACCGUAUUGGUCAAGUUGGCCUUGGUGUAGCACUUGUGGGUGGCGUAGUUAAUUCUGCUCUUUAUAAUGUUGAUGGUGGCCACAGAGCAGUAAUCUUUGAUAGAUUUGCUGGUGUAAAAAAUUUAGUGGUGGGGGAAGGCACUCACUUUUUCGUUCCAUGGGUCCAGAGACCAAUUAUUUUUGAUAUCAGAUCCAGACCGAGAAAUGUUCCAACAGUGACUGGAAGCAAAGAUCUUCAAAAUGUCAACAUUACCUUACGUAUCCUAUUCAGACCAGUACCAGACCAGCUGCCAAAAAUUUACACCAUUCUUGGUAUUGAUUAUGAUGAGAGAGUGCUUCCAUCAAUCACUGCUGAGGUUCUUAAAGCCGUUGUUGCACAAUUUGAUGCAGGAGAACUCAUUACACAACGAGAGGUUGUGUCACAAAAAGUGAAUGAAAGCCUUACUGAAAGAGCAUCGCAAUUUGGUUUAAUUUUAGACGACAUAUCCAUAACUCAUCUGACAUUUGGCAAAGAGUUCACUCAAGCAGUAGAAUUGAAACAAGUAGCACAACAAGAAGCAGAAAAAGCUCGAUUCCUAGUAGAGAAAGCUGAACAACAAAAGAAAGCAGCUGUUAUAGCAGCUGAAGGUGAUGCACAAGCUGCUAUACUCCUUGCAAAAUCUUUUGGUACUGCUGGUGAAGGUCUAGUGGAGCUAAGGCGCAUUGAAGCUGCUGAAGAUAUUGCGUACCAACUAGCAAAAUCGCGGAAUGUUACCUAUCUACCUCAAGGGCAAAAUAUUUUGUUAAACCUACCAACACAGAAC
Molecule: messenger RNA, 822 nt
Organism: Iphiclides podalirius (scarce swallowtail)
Lineage: Eukaryota; Metazoa; Arthropoda; Insecta; Lepidoptera; Papilionidae
Source: the annotation of a GenBank genome assembly